AUGCAUACAGACUCUGAAGACAGCGAUGACGGGGGUGGCGCAAGCCCGGUAGGACGCUCCAAGAACGACACGGAUAACCCCUACACUAGUACAUUGGCCAACAAAGACGAGAGGUUAAAAGCUCUUGCAACUGAGUACUCGAAGACGAAGCCUUGUCUGAGAACGGUCAGCUACGCCUUUCGACAGUGGUCGUGGCUCUCGGACUUCAUACUUGACGAGGCCACUCUCGCCAACUCGUCACGUAAAGCCAUCCGUGGCGACGUUCCCAGGAUUGUAUUGGAUCUCGCAGAGUUCUUGGACGACUGGGAGCGCCACAAGGUCUAUGAAGUAAAGGACGGCACUGAGUCCGUCAGGUGUUAUUUCAGGCGCUUGGGCAUCGAGAAAGAAGGGUCUGUGAGCCCAGGCGCGCACGACUUUGGGCGGCUUCACCCUUUGACGAAAUCGUUUAGCACGCUAUCAACUCACAAGAUCCUAUUCGUGUAUCGAACUCUGGACGUUUUGGCGUGGCUUUCUGGUGCUGGCGAAACCACUCAAGCGCGUGCUGUACAGAACUCGAACGACAUUGCCUCUCUCGCUCCGGCGCUCUCUGCUGACAAGUUUCCCGCGAUAAAGAACUGGGUGAAUGCCUUGAACGAGACCGCAAAGGCGUGCGUUCCGGAAACGACAUCGCGCGGCGAGUUACCGGUCGUUGAUUGGGAUAACCUUCAAACCGCAUUUCCUUCCCGCUAUCAAGUGAGAUCCAUGAAAUUAGGACCAAUCGGCCAAGAUCGAAACAACAUGCGCAUCAACGAAAUAGCUGUACGCAACAUCGAAACAGCUGCUUUUGCUUUGUGUUACCUUCUCAAGGAGUGCUAUGAUCAUGACGACAACCUCUCCCACAUCAACCUAACAGACCUCAAGAAACACUGCGGUGGGGAUGUCGACCGAUGUCGGAACGUCUGGGCGACCUUGGCGAUGGCUUUGUUCGUAUCGCCAGUUCUCCUUCUGUGCCGCAAAGAUAUAUUCAAAAUGGAGAUCCCCCUCAUACGCCUGUGGGAGUUCUGGAGACGACUCGGCAACAAUGACCGGCCGGCUGCGCUGGUGAAGGUGGAGAAACAGAUAUGGAAGAUCAUCCUCGACGUCAUGUACGGUUCUCAGGCAUCCGACUGUCUUGCAUCAUUCGCGAAGUACUGGUUGGACUCAGAGGGCUUGAGUGAAAAAGGGGGUUACGCGUCGUGGUUUGUUGCGCCGGGGACGGCGAGACCAGCAGAUCCCUCGACGAUACAGCCCAAGGACCCAGCUUCGAACCCCGCGCGGACGCAGCCGCUGCAGCAGGCGUCCUUGUUCAAGAUCGACUCUAUGAAGAAGGAGAUACAGGAACAGAACAAACGUAUCGCUGAGCUUGAGGAAACGAAUGCCUCGAUCGAGCAGGCGAAGCAGAAAGCCGAUGAUGCUCUGCUCGAGUACCAGCGCAAGGCCCUCAACCGGUGUACCCAGUUACUGAACGGUCACCCUGAAGCAGGCGGCGUGACUGAUCUCAGCGGUGCUCUGGCUGCCCUGCAAAGAACGAUGGCGCGAAUGUCGAGCGAGACCGAGAAAGUAUCGGCGGCAAAGCAGAAGGAGUUGAAUCAAACACGGAAGGAACUGCAGCAAACGCAGAAAGAACUGCAGGAGAAGAACCAAGAGUUGAAGGAGCUUCAUGCCGCUGUGCUCGGCUCAGCUGGGUGA
Messenger RNA from Peniophora sp. CBMAI 1063, 1707 nucleotides. The record is from the annotation of a GenBank genome assembly. NCBI's taxonomy places the organism in Eukaryota, Fungi, Basidiomycota, Agaricomycetes, Russulales, Peniophoraceae.